Messenger RNA from Capsicum annuum, 2433 nucleotides. RefSeq lists its product as uncharacterized. The transcript has 12 exons. The record is from RefSeq and is a predicted model, not a curated record. Gene Ontology annotation, biological process: proteolysis. Gene Ontology annotation, molecular function: cysteine-type peptidase activity. Bases 1 to 2433 code for a protein of 810 amino acids. Lineage: Eukaryota; Viridiplantae; Streptophyta; Magnoliopsida; Solanales; Solanaceae.
AUGAAAAGCAGUGAGGGAAUCUUUGUCCCCAAAUCUAAAAAAAAUAAAAAAACAGCGAAAAAGAGAAAGCCAGAUGAAAAAUUUCAUUCAAGCCUGGUUUCAUCUGAUUAUGAAUCGUCAUCUGAAGAAGAGAAAGUUGAGAAGAUUUUUCGCGAUAAAAUAUAUAUGGCAAGAGUAUUGCCUAAAUUUGCACCACAUAUCGGUUGUCAUACGAUCAAUGACAUUGAAGACCGUAUUAAGGCAAUGCUAACGAAGAAUCAGUUCAAGAAGUUUUGUACUGAUAGUAUUUUUGGUGUUUUCAUGAAGAAAAAAAAUUGUGUUGUGCAAGCGCAAUUAGGGAGAUGCAUUAUGUCACUGGAGACUACGGAAAGUUCAACAAGUGACAUAGUAAUUCGUGCAAAGGAAACAACUCUGCAUUUUAGUCUUAGAGAAUUUACUGUAGUAACUGGUUUGAAUUGUCAUUCAAACAGGGAUGAUUUUGGUUUUGAUGAAGACGUUCCAAAUAAAAUUAUUGAUCAGUAUUUUGACGGAAAAAACGAGAAUGAUGAAGAUGCAUUCAAGUUUGCUAAUUUAUAUUUUAUUUAUGGAUUUUUGUUGUCGUCUGUUGAUACUGUCAUUAUUCCACGCAUCCAUUUUGAUCUGGUGGAGAGUGAUCGUUACAGGGACUAUCCUUGGGGAUUGGUUGCAUAUGAAGAAUUAGCUAAAAGUUUGAAUAAAAAGUUGAAACCCACAGAGAUGUUUUACAUGCUUCAUGGAAUGCCACUUGCCAUCCAGAUUUGGUUGUACGAGUGUUGUUCUGUUGUCCCUCGUACGGUUGCUUCCAAGGUGGAUUCUCAAAUUCCACGUCUUCUAAAUUGGAAGACAAAUUCUAUUCGCCCACGAUAUGAAUCAUUGAUGAAAAGUUUGUUUAAUGAUUCAAAUGAUAAGGUUGUUUUCAAGAACAUUGAGCCGACACGAAAGGAGAUUUCAACCUUUCAGAUACCAAAGAAGGGCAAUUCGUCAAAUUCACCUGCCAAGAAAAAGUUGAAGAAUCAAUCAAAAGAUGUAGAUCAGCAUACACCAAAAAGGACUCCUCCAAGUCGUGUUGUGAAGAUGUCUUUUGUGAAGACACCAAUUUUCAAGGCGAUUCAAUCAAAAGAAACAGUACCUUCAAACAGGAAAGACAUUCUGAUUCAGUCGCCUGAUAUGUCUUUUUUCAAUCGUGAAGACGAAGAUGAUGUUCUUUCUAAGAAAGUGUUUGAAAAAUUUCAUGAUGAGGCUCGGAAAGAGUUUAAUGACAUUCAAAAUUUAGUAACAACAAGGUGUGAUCAAAUAAUGAAUUCAAUAAAUGAGAUGAAGAAACAAGAAAAGGACAAAGAUUGUGACAAGGCUCAAAUGGAGGAAGGUGAUAAGAAUACAUCACCAUAUCAAUCAACUCCAACGACUGUGGAAGGUUUUAAUAAGAAUCCCGAAGGCAUAUUGGUUAAAGAUUAUGAAUUUGUCAAGCCACAAUUGGAUGUAGCUGAUAAGGAUACUUCACCCCAUGAAUCCACACCAAUUUUACAUCAUGAUUUUGAUAAGAAUCUUGAAGGCACGUUGGACAAAAUUGAUACCUCCGUGCAUGAAGCAAGAGAUUUCUGUGAUUCAACGAACAAAAAAAUUAUUGAUGAAAGUGUGGGUGAAGCACAAUUUUCCUCACAAAACACAUUUCCAGAUAAGGUGCUUAGAAGUAUCAAUCUUGAUUUCAUACAACAAAAUUUGAGAGUUCGAGAUGAUUCAAAGAUUUGUGUAUAUUAUAAACAAAACACUGAAGCGGCUGCAGAAAUAAUUGAAAAUACAUCAAUGGCUGAUUGUGAGAAACCAAAUUUGGAUGAACAAAUUAAUUCAGAAGUCCACACCCAUGAAGCAGUUUUUGGAGAAGGAAAGUCUCAACCAAAUUUACGUGAUUCCCAACAAAUUGAUGUUUGCCUAUACUAUUUGAGAAAGAAAUCCAAGUAUGAACCAAAUAGCUCAUAUAUGUAUAGCACAGUUGACUGUAAUUUCAUGAACAUUGUAAGAGCUGUGUAUUCAAUUGAUGAUUCAACGCUUAAUGCUGGUGGAAAGAAAUACCAUUUGAAUGAGUACAUAAGUGAAUUUCACAUGCAUGGUGCUGUUCCAUGGCAUACAGUUGAUCAUAUAUUUAUUCCUAUCAACAUAAAUUCCAAACAUCACUGGGUUCUGGCUGUACUUUCUUUCAACAGUAGAUGCAUAUAUGUAUAUGAUUCACUGUCAUCUGCUGAUCAUGAUUCUGCUGUACUUGCUGAAGUUGAGAAGUUAGCUGAGGUUAUACCUUACUGUCUUUUGGCAUGUAAAUUCUAUGAGAAGAAGGGUAUUGAUAUUGACAACCAUCCAAAUUACAAACUAAAUGAUAAACAUGAUCUUUUUGAUGUUUACAUUGUGGAAGAUUUGCCUUAA